Messenger RNA from Apis mellifera (honey bee), 5151 nucleotides. Its product is annotated as nephrin. Lineage: Eukaryota; Metazoa; Arthropoda; Insecta; Hymenoptera; Apidae. The transcript has 14 exons. The coding region runs from base 1156 to 3678 and encodes 840 amino acids. Gene Ontology annotation, molecular function: protein binding. The record is from RefSeq and is a predicted model, not a curated record.
CGAGGUGUGCAACUCGAGUUUGUUUGGUGAAGGAAACGUUGAUUCCUGUCCCGGGAAAAGCGCGCGAAAAUCUGUGCUGUGUGCGGGACGGUGCGACGGUGGAGAGGAUGGAAAGGUGACGGGACAGUUGGCCGAAUCUUUCUUCGAGGAUCGAUCUCGUUCGCGGCCAUUGACGAGAUUGCAGCCCCUGCUUGGAUCUAUUCCAGCCGUAAAGUCUGUGCCAGCCAAGGUCUACCUUUGAUCUUUAUUCGGAACGAUUACGAUAUAUAUAUAUAUAUAUAUAUUUCGUUCGAAUCGAAAAUGGUGGAAAAGAGCGGAACGCUUCCUUCUCUCUCGUAAAAGAGCGUGGACGUUCCUGCGACGACCUGUGGGACUUCCACCGAGGACCCCUUCCCCCCCUCGAUGCGGAGAGAACGAGAUCUGGACGUCUGUUAUUAUAUCGCCUUGGAUCGCCUUAAACUUUCUUCAAUCUUUGUGGAACGUUUUUGGGAAACGCGGAGGAAAGUUUUCGAUAUCUGUGCGGUGAAUUUUGCGGCCUCCGAUGGAUAUACACACGACGGUGUACCACGGUGAUUGCGGGUAUCGUGCUCGUCGUUGCAGGUUAUUGGCGACAGUGGCGCGCGGUUAGAAAGUGCGGUAGAUUUUCUAACAGCGAGGGGAGACCAACGGUACGCGUGUCGCAACGCUGGCUUCGACACGAGCGAGCGAACGAGCGACAGAGAGAGAGAGAGAAAGAGAGAGAGGGAGAAGGUUGUUGCGGUCGUGGAUGCGGUGGGACGGCAAGUUUAAUUAGCGUUCAACCAGAGAGAAAAAACAGGGGGGAGGGAAGACGAGGAGAGGAUUAACGCUUACGAGGACGGUAAACAUUUCUCGGGAGGAGAAAUUGGUUGGUUGGGGAAGGCAAGGUCGAAGGCCGGUGCGCGGCGUAUUGUGCGGCGUCAGUUCGGCUCGGAUUUCGGUGGUGCGCGGACGAUGCGUGACGGCUCGUCGUGUCGAUCCGCCACGAUCGGUGGGCCUCGCGGACGGCCAUCCGGGCGCGAGAUGAAAGUGGCGGGGGGAGAAGAAUCGGCGCCGCUGGAUGGAUGAGUUAACGGCGUCGGCGAGCGAUAAGACAGCGCUUUCCCCGGACUGCGGCAAAGGAACAAUCGAGAGAACAUGUGGAGUGUACUGUUGCUCGUCGCACUGACCAGAGCUGUCGCCGGGAUCGCUUCCAUCGUCGACGAGAAAUCGGUGCCAUUGGUCAAUAUCAGCGUGGUGGAGGGGAAGUCGGCCGAGUUACCAUGCGACAUCACCCCGCCGGGAGAGGACACCCUUCACAUGGUGUUUUGGUUCAGGGACGAGGCCGGGGUACCGUUGUACACGAUGGACGCCCGUGAGAAACCGGUGGCCAAAGCUCAGCACUCCUCGGACUCGACCGUGUUCGGGCGGCGUGCGUAUUUCCGCACCGAGUUCCAGAACCCCGCGAUCCUCGUGAUCAAGGACAUCAAGAGGCACGACGCGGCCACUUACAGGUGCAGGGUCGACUUUCGCAAGGGGCAGACGCGCAGCUUCCGCUACAGCCUCGUCGUGAUCGUGCCUCCGGAACAGCCCACCAUCCUGGACCAGUGGGGGAGGAUAGUGAACGGGACGGCGGGGCCCUACGAGGAGGGGGACACCCCCUCUCUGACGUGUCGCGUCACGGGCGGUAAGCCGGAGCCUAUGGUGAGAUGGUUGGUGAACGGUCGAGUGAAGGACGAGGAGUACGAGAAGAACGCAGGGGACGUGAUAGAGAACAGACUCACCCUGCAAUCAAUCACGAGAUCGCAUCUAGGAUCGAAUUACACGUGCCAGGCGAGGAACACGGACCUGAUCGAGCCGAGAGAGGCCUCCAUUUCCCUGGAUCUGAACCUGAAACCGUUGACGACGACUAUAAGGAGGCCGGGGAGGAAGGAGGUGGGGAACGAGUCUCUGCUCGCGGGGAAGCGGUACGAGGUGGAGUGCGAGACGACGGGCUCGAGGCCACCCGCGGUGAUAACCUGGUACAAGGGGCGGAGAAGACAGCUGAAGCACACCAAGGAGGAGAGAUGGGAGAAUCGGACAGUGAGCAUGGUGGAGUUCGAGCCAGGCGUGGAGGAUCACGGGAAAUUGAUCACCUGCAGGGCGGAAAAUCCGAACGUGACGGGGCUGUUCCUGGAGGAGACCUGGAAAAUCGACGUCGUAUAUCCUCCGAUUGUCUCGUUGAACCUUGGAUCGACGCUAAGUCCGGAGGACAUCAAGGAAGGCGACGACGUCUACUUCGAGUGCCACAUCAGGGCUAAUCCUGCCUGGUCCAAGUUGACGUGGAUACACGACAACCAGAUACUGGCGCACAACACGUCGGCCAGGAUAAUCUGGUCGAAUCAGAGCCUGGUGCUUCAGAGCGUGACCAGGAGUAGCGCCGGCAAGUACGUGUGCGCCGCAACGAAUGACCUGAACGAAACUCGAAGCGAGCCUCUUCAUUUUCGCGUCAAGUUCGCGCCAGUGUGCAAGGAGGACAGGAUCGUGGUGGUGGGGGCGUCGAGGGGCGAGUCGUUGAACAUCGCGUGCAAAGUGGAGGCCGAUCCCCCGGCGCACAAUUUCCGUUGGAAAUUCAACAACAGCGGGGAGACGCUGGAAGUAGCGCAGGGCAGAUUCUCGAUGGAGACGUCGAGCGGCGUGAGCGUGUUCAGGUACACGCCGACCACAGAGCUGGAUUACGGCACUCUGUCGUGCUGGGCGGACAAUUCGGUGGGCAGGCAGGCGAGGCCGUGUCUCUUCCAGCUGAUAGCGGCCGGAAAACCGUUUCCGGUGCGCAACUGCACGCUCGCGAACCAGACGUACACCAGCGUCGAGGUGAGAUGCGUGGCCGGCUACGAUGGAGGUCUUCCGCAAAAAUUCAUCCUGGAGGUGUACCACGGCGACGUGGAUUUCCUGUCCACCGGCCAACCCCUCUACAACGUUUCCAACGCCGACGAGCCGAGCUUCUCCCUCGCUGGACUGGAGGCUGGGGUCGAGGCGGGGGUGCACGUGGCCGUGUACGCGGUGAACGCCAAGGGUCGCAGCCAACCGGUCGUUCUCAGCGAGGUCACCUACAGGGAUGCCGAGAAACGCACCGGACAAGACGCUGGGAUCGUGUUGUCGCCGUUGAUAGGGGUUGUGGUCGGGGCGUUGGUCACCCUGGUCCUCGUCAUACUCGUGGUGGUGGUACGCGUGCGUCGGGAACGCGUGUCGAAGCCACGCCACGAAAAACCGGCCGAGCUGAGCGAGCUACCCCCUCAACAGUACCCGCUGCAGAACCCCCAGCAAACCGUGGAAACGGAUCCGGACGUUAUUCCAAAUAAAUUUGAGGGCAACCUGGCGGAAGUGAGCCCGCCGAGUUAUCCAGGCGGUGGAUAUCCCCCGGGACACUGGGUCACGCCCGGGCCUACGCCAAGCAUAGAGGAGCUGUGCCACAAAUUCACGGGGAGGCCGACGGAGCUGAGGUUACCAUCGAGGGGCACGUUGCCGCCGAGUUUACAGAGCAUGCCCAUGACGGGAGGAGCGAUGAUGGGUGGCGGCGGUGGACAGGGCGUCGUCCCUUCCACGGGUGGCCAAGGUGUCGUCGUUGCGGGCGAGUGUCUGGACGGGGAGGCGAUCAAGAGGCGAUUGAUGGCGAACAGGCUGCCCGAGAGUUGCGUCUAGGAACCCUUUUUUUUCUCGCCAAAAAGGGUUGAGAAACUCCUCGCGUCGAAAAAAACUUUCCGAUCGGAGAUUGUUUUGCACAACAAUCUCUCCUCCUUUUCUCCUCCUCUGGAGAAGAAAGAGGAAAGAAGAAAGAAAGAAGAAACUUGUUCUUUUAAGCGAGAUUUAAGUUUCGAAGACUCUAUUCGAUUAAUAAUAAUCGAGCAUCUUCUUUCCUUUCCUUUCCCCUUCUCGUCGAUUAUACAAAAUAAAUGAAUUCGCAGCGUCCGAUCGAGGGAGAGAGAAUCGGCGAGGAAAGAUAAAGGUUGAUUCCUCGUGCCAGCCUGUUCCGUUCCUUGGAAUGAAGAUGGAUCGAGAGGGGCGAGAAUGGGAAGAGCGAGGGGGAGGAGAGAUAACGCGAUGUUAUUGCGGGGGGGGAGAAAGGAAGGCUGAUCAAUCAGCCUUUCGACAACGGGAAAACGUGCGCUCGUAGUGGUUUGUUACGAAACGCGAUUUUAUACGUCGACUUUGUCUUCUUUUUCAUUCCGAAAUUUCCGAAAAUUCCUGAUUUCGGACGCUCGAAAAUUGCAAAGUUGCGGUCGGUAAGUCAGUUUUUCGUUCGCGGAGCAGAAAUUUUGGAAAUUCGAUUCUUUCCUACUUUUUAGCGCGGAUGAAAAAUUGAAUUUGCAAGGAAGCGACAAGCUUUAUAUUCCUAAGAGGACGAACUUUGUCUCGCUCGAGCUUUGAACGAAUGUGAAUGAGAGAGAGGGGAGAUAUGAAUUAAGUCAUCGCGAUUCUAACUCGUUCUCUCCUUUCCCUUUGUACCAAUUGAAAGAAGAGGGAGGGAACAAGAUAGAGAAAAGUCGUUAGUUGAUGUCGUGUCGUUGUACAUAAUUAUGUAUCUCCCUCCACGCAAGGGGAGGGAAGGUGAGAGGCAAGAAUGUCGUCGUAAUUUCGAACGGCUCGUUAUUCUUUCCCUUUGAAAAAUCGAAAGAACGUUCUCUGACGAGAAAUAUAUGAAAUUCAAGAAUACUUUUAAGGGGGUGGAUCGAAAACGAGCUGAUCGACGCUUCUCUCGCGUCCAAUGAACAUUAGCCUAAAGAACGGGAAACGUCCGUGAUAUCGAAUUUUUCCCCCAGCGUGACAAGGAGCCGAGAAAUCGUACUUUCACCGCUCGACAACGUUUCGUUUCGAAACGAGAUUCGAGUUUUCUUUUUCUAUUUAUAUAUAUAUAUAUAUAUACAAACUCUCCUUUUUUAUAACAAAUAUUUCGACGAAUUCGAAUUCUUGGCUAACGAAGAAGAAGAAGAAGACUUAAAAAGUGUGUACAUAAUCAGAAGCAGAAACGAUGAUGUAAAUCGAAUUGUAUUUUAAGUUCACUGUAUAGGGGGAGGGGGUGAUUUCAUAUCAGAACUCCAUAUCGUCUAUUAAACUCGUAUGUAUAUACUACAUAAAGUUUCGAUCUGAAUAAACUGUUUAACUGUCCGAACUGAA